AGGCAAGUAGAAAGGAGUGCAGGCUGGGACAACACCAUGGCGUUCGCUGGUGAAGACGAGCAUGCUGAACUAAGAAAGAAGAUCAAAGAAUCAUUCCAGGUGUUUGACAGGGAGGGGAGGGGGGCAUGCGACGUCCGCGAGGUGGGGACCAUCAUCCGUUCCCUCAACAUCUUUCCCACAGAGAAGCAGCUGCAGAGGUGGAUCCACGAGAUCGAGGAGGAGGAGCCGACGGGAUUCAUCGUCUUCGACAAGUUCGAGGCACUCGCCGUCCGGCUCCUUACGGAGGAGGCCAUGAGUCACAAGCGCAACACCGAGGACGAAAUCCUCAUGGCGUUUCAGGCGCUGGACGUCGACAAGAAGGGGUACCUUGAAGCCGACGAGCUCGAGCGGCUCAUCACGUCCUAUGGCGAGAAGUUCUCAGAAGAGGAGGUCAAGGAGAUGAUAAUAGCUGCCGUUGACCCGGAGACGAACAAGGUGUAUUACGAAGACUAUGCAGAGAUGCUUGCAUCUGAAUGAGAUUGUUUUGAUGAAUGUGCGGCAUAAAAGCGGGGGAUCCCGACCAGUUUCGACCUCCUCACUUCACAGAUA
This is a messenger RNA of Guillardia theta CCMP2712, 588 nucleotides long. RefSeq lists its product as hypothetical. The transcript is spliced from 3 exons. The record is from RefSeq and is a predicted model, not a curated record. Gene Ontology annotation, molecular function: calcium ion binding. The coding region runs from base 37 to 516 and encodes 159 amino acids. Lineage: Eukaryota; Cryptophyceae; Pyrenomonadales; Geminigeraceae.